AUGGCAGUCGACUACAUCUUCGCCACCUCCAUCCUGCUGAACAUGGCCUCCAAAAUCAUCACUCCCAAAACCGAACUUACCUACCGCUCCAUCGAAGCCCUCCUCGCAGCCAACCGCUGCAAACCCCGUCAACGCAAAGCAGCCCCCACUGACCACGAAUGCAACAUCUGCUACGAUCUGGAAGCGCAGCAAGUUCGUAUACCAUGCUGCAACCGACUCUGCGGCCUCAUCUGUCUCGACAAGUGGCUCAAGGAGCAGGACUCGCACCACUGUCCUUACUGCCGACAGCAGCUACUCAAGCGGCCGACUUCUGCGGCACUGAGGGUCCGAGCGAGGGUGCAGGAGCUUGUUGAUAUGGUGCCCGCUGAAGAAUGGCAGGACUUUCGGCAGCAGCUCUCGUCGUUUGAGCUGUGGGUGCUGGAUUAUCGGGCGAGGGGGCUUGAUCCGCGGUUUAAUCUUUGGCUGCAUACGACUCCACGCAGUGCGAAGCAUUUGGUGCUGUACAUGUCUUCACCUCACGGCGAGGACAGGAGGCUGCUACUGCGGGUUUGGGAAGGCUCGGGGCUGGCGGGAUGUCAUCACGUUGGGCCGGUCUGGAGGGGCUUGCGGAAGGUGAGAGAGGCCGCUGUUAAGACGGCCGGUUUUGUGUUGGGAGCGUAUGGGUUUAAGAGAGAACGGACAUUUUCGCGAGGUGGCCAUGGGAAGACUUGA
Messenger RNA from Saxophila tyrrhenica, 711 nucleotides. RefSeq lists its product as uncharacterized. The record is from RefSeq and is a predicted model, not a curated record. The coding region runs from base 1 to 711 and encodes 236 amino acids. The transcript has a single exon. Lineage: Eukaryota; Fungi; Ascomycota; Dothideomycetes; Mycosphaerellales; Extremaceae.